This is a messenger RNA of Aspergillus luchuensis, 504 nucleotides long. RefSeq lists its product as uncharacterized. The transcript has a single exon. Bases 1 to 504 code for a protein of 167 amino acids. The record is from RefSeq and is a predicted model, not a curated record. NCBI's taxonomy places the organism in Eukaryota, Fungi, Ascomycota, Eurotiomycetes, Eurotiales, Aspergillaceae.
AUGUCUCGAACCCCGCUACCACAAUGGAUGUAUCCCGCAUCCAGUGGUCAACCGUCGGAUGCAAGAUCCUACGCCGCUGGUGAUGAUCACCAGAUGUUGACGAUGCCAAAUCGAUUCCACACUCUGGAAGAUCCCCCACGCUUCCUCUAUCCUGACAAUCAGGGCUACGCUCCGACUUAUAUGUAUCCCGGAUCAAACUCCAGGGCUUCCUAUCACGGCAGAACUUGGGACAGCCUCGCAGACCCCAAAUUUAACCCUUCGCCAAUACCGGUUGCCAAUCAUAGUGUCUUUCCUCAGUAUGGGGCCCAAAGGUCAAAUGCCAUGAGAGGCACGGAGUAUGCCUCCGCUUCAACCUCUGUCUCUAGCCCUUAUCAGGAUUCCCCCAGUUACAGUCGCGGUUCUAUUGGUUCUAUUUCCGGGACGCGGACAAAUGAUGUGGAGUCUCAGCAUAAACCCCUUUCUUUCUUUAAAAGAGGCCCUAGUCUUAUCUGCCUGGAGUUAUGA